AUGACGUUCACACAACCCAACGAACUCCCUUCACCGAUCCAAUCUCAGCAUCAUCCGCUCCCUUUAUUUCUGUUUACAACAACCUUCCCCUCUCUCAAACCCAAACCACUCACCUCCUCUUCAACUGCUUCGCGUCGCAGAAAAACUAUCCGUGCAACCGCUAUUGAAACACUCGACAAAACCGCUGAAGUUUCCCUGGUGGAGAAAUCGGUUAACACUAUUCGCUUUCUCGCUAUUGAUGCUGUUGAAAAAGCCAAUUCGGGUCACCCGGGUUUGCCCAUGGGUUGCGCUCCAAUGGGGCAUAUUCUGUAUGAUGAAAUUAUGAGAUAUAAUCCCAACAAUCCUUCUUGGUUUAACCGUGAUCGCUUUGUUUUGUCUGCUGGACAUGGUUGUAUGCUUCAGUAUGCUCUUCUUCAUCUUGCCGGCUAUCACAGUGUCAAGGAAGAAGACUUGAAGCAGUUUCGACAAUGGGGAAGUAAAACUCCUGGACAUCCUGAGAAUUUUGAGACUUAUGGAAUUGAAGUCACCACAGGUCCUCUGGGUCAGGGUAUUGCCAACGGUGUUGGUUUAGCACUUGCUGAGAAACAUUUGGCUGCACGGUUUAACAAGCCUGACAGUGAGAUUGUUGACCACUACACGUAUGUUAUAUUGGGUGAUGGUUGUCAAAUGGAAGGAAUUUCAAAUGAAGCAUGCUCACUUGCUGGACAUUGGGGUCUUGGGAAACUUAUCGCACUUUAUGAUGAUAACCACAUUUCAAUUAACGGUGACACUGAAAUUGCAUUCACUGAGAAUGUUGAUCAACGUUUCUAG
Molecule: messenger RNA, 810 nt
Organism: Vicia faba (fava bean)
Lineage: Eukaryota; Viridiplantae; Streptophyta; Magnoliopsida; Fabales; Fabaceae
Source: the annotation of a GenBank genome assembly